Messenger RNA from Dalotia coriaria, 6803 nucleotides. It is a transcript of the gene east, whose product is annotated as enhanced adult sensory threshold. The record is from RefSeq and is a predicted model, not a curated record. NCBI's taxonomy places the organism in Eukaryota, Metazoa, Arthropoda, Insecta, Coleoptera, Staphylinidae.
GCACAAAACCUGACUAGGUGGCGUUCGAGUGCUGCGUGCGUGAAUCAGGGAACGUAAGUAACCCUUAGCAUUGUUUAUCUCCGCCGCCGUUCGUCUAGAUUAAGUCGAGUGUGUUCGGGCCCAGCGGCCGCCGCCAGCCCCAUGAUGUAUCGGUCAACAAUGUGAGCCGGCCACGUCGUCCCCCGUCUGCACGCCGUCGCCGAGAGAACGCGCAGCGAGAAGAAUGUGUGCGCACGGCGCGAUCGAGCAGCGCCGAACGAGGAGAUCGCCUUGCUAACAGAUCCUGAUUUAUAUCUACCAAUGUCAUGGCAAGUCGUGAAAAGAAGUCGCCUGUAGGCAGAAAGCAAGCUACGACGGCUUCACCACAAGUCUCGCAAGCAAAGGAAGAGGGUGCGGAUAUUUCCAAGGGCGAAAAGCCGCUGGAGGAGAAACGAAAGCCUGGUGCGCGUAAACGCGAGCCGUCCACGGCUGCCAAGGGCGCUAAGAGUACGCUGUCGCUGAAAACAAAGUCAAAAGCGAAGAUUUCCAAAUCGAAGCUGCUUGCGAAGGGCGCGAAACGCACCGCCGUCCAGAAAAAGGCUGCGCUGAUCAAAAAUGGUGCCGCGACAGUCGCGGCCGUGAUACGUAAACGUCCGCUUAGUCUACGCGAACGCAUUAUACCGCCAACGCCGAAGGACGUAACUGUGAGCGCCAACGACCGGCAGAAGCGACGAAUCAAACAGGAACCUGUUGAUCCUGACGAGGCGCUACCGGUUACGGCCAAGCCAGCGGCAGCCAAAGCCAUUAGAAGGAUGAAAAAGGCGAAGGAAGCUGAAAAUGACUCUGCGCUCUAUGAGGUCGUGAUUAAGAAGGAGCCGGAAGAUGAAGACGUGCCCAUGCCGGCGCCGCCGCCGCCGCCGCCGCCGGUUGAAACUGUUGAGAUUAUUAAGGAAGCGCCGAGAAAAGGGCGGCCCCCGAAGAAACACAGGGGUGCUGCUGCAGCCCACAUGGAGGCUGAGCUCAAAAAGAAAGAAGAGCUGAAAGAGGAUGUCGUCGAUGUUGCCAAAGAGGCUGUUAGUGAUGGUGACGCUGUCGCGCCCUUGCAUAAGUUGGAUGCUUCCGAUAACAAUGUGAUAGACUGCUUGAAUUUGGACGUCACCAAGGUGGCGAAGACUGACGUGCCGCGGCGACAUAGCAUCGAGAAGAUUCCAGUUACGCAUAGCGAUGUCAAAGUGCACGAUGACUCAGCGUUGAUUGUGAGCGUGCCGAAAGCCGGGGCUGCGAAAGCGCUGAAACGGCCUGGCCGACCACGGCCGAAUUCGGAAUCGAAGGCGAAAUCCUCCACGCAUUCCGGACGAUCGGAUUCACCGAUGCGAAUUUUGCGCAAUGGAAAAACCCGACGUCUGCAGCAGUUUCCGCUGUUUGAUGGACUCGAUUCCGAGUAUAAGAUGCGUCGGCGUUUGGCAUCUGAUUUUAGUGGCAGUGAAAUUUCGAAACUCUCGGGGUAUGAAUCAGACAGCAGUCUUUCCUCCUCGGUGCAUGAUACAAGCGCUACUGUUGUGGAGGAUAAAGAAAAAGAACCAGAACAGGAACAAGCGCCUAUCAAAGAUGCAUUGGAAGCUGAUAAAGAAAAAGAGUUGCAGUUGAAGAAGGAAAUACUGGAAACUCUGGAGAAUAAUCAACCUGAUACUGAGGAAGGGAAGCAGAUUGUUGAGAAUGUUUCAGCGGCGAUUAAACGCAGCCUUUCGAUGGAAGCAUCUUCUGCAGCAAGUGUUCCGGUCCAGCCUGAAGUCGAACGUGAUACAAACGCAAAUUUGACAGCGAAAAGCGAACCCACAACGCCAGUCAAGACAGAUUUUGUAUCUGACGUGCCAAAACUACUUGGCAUUAUGAAACAGGCGUUCAAUGAUAAGGGUGUUACCAUUACAGAGGAAAUACCCGAGGUGGCUAGGAGAAAGACGCGGUCGUCAAUGAAAAAGACUAAAUCUCCAGAUAAAGAUGUCGCGAAAGAUGCACCACAAGUGCCAUCGACGAUUAGCACCCUCACUGCGGUCGGAAUUGCACUCGGACCAGAUAUUACAGUCACUGCCGAAGAAGUCCAAAAUGAUGGUGAACCUAUAGCACCAGAACAGUCUGAGUCUCAGGCUACGAUUGAAUCUGAAGAUCAACCACAGCCGGAGGCGAUGGAGGAGGAUACAGACACAGUCGAGGAAGCAGAGGCUGAACUUUUAGAUAUAUUGGCACAGAAGGAGCUUAAAAGUAAAACACCAGUGAGCACGCCGUCCACAACAUCAGUCAAUGGUGAUUCGCCCGCGGACGAAACCAAGGACAAUUCGUCACCGGUUGGUGAUUCGUCUGAUGCUUUAGCGGAAAAGUCGCAGAUUUUGAAAGCGCUCGGCUUGCAAACGCUGCAGGAAGCUGAGGAAAAUCGCAAGAAACAAGUGCCCAAAACUGCUGACAACUAUACCGGAACUAAAACAGUAAUUAAGUUGAAUAGAUGCGCGGACAAGAAGAAAUCUACUCGGAAUCCUAUCAAGAUGACGCUACAAAAGAAAGGGCGAAGCAGUGGGAACAAAGAUAAUUCAGACAAAGUAGAUGAGGAUGAAUACAAGAUUAUGAAUGAGAGUACCAGUUGGAAACAUCAUGGAGGACAAUCUUCAGAUACCGCUGGUGCGCAGCGCAAAUCACACUAUUCUAAUCGCUCUAACAUGGACGGUAGUAGCGAGCACACGUCUGACGGCGACACGAAUCAGAACGAUGAGGGUGCCGCCCCGGGUAAGCUACUCGUCAUUCCGGAGAAAGCCAGCUCCUUCAGCAUUCAUCCCGGUCGGUUGUGCAAGGACGAAUGUUCGUACUGCUUUGGCAAGUUUGGCCUCUUUGAUACGCCGUGCCACAUUGGGCAAAUUAAAGCCGUGGAGCGACAAGAUAAGAUCCUAGCAAAUGAGAAACAUUUGACGCGCGAUUCGUGCCUGUGCGAUGCCUGCUAUCGUCACGUCGAUCGUAAAGUCAACAUGAUCGCCUACAUGAGCAAGUCUGUGAAGAGGAACGCGCUCAUCGCACCAGCGCCGCGUCAAAACCACUGCCAUGUCUUGGGGUGCAACGAGGUCGCGUCUAAUAUCCUUAAACGCAAGUGGUUGAUCAAGAUGCGCAAGGCCGUCUGCAAAGUAAUUAAUAUUGAUUUGGAUAAUCCUGGCUUGCAUUCGAUACCGACUUGUAAAGAACACUACGCUGCCGUUGAGCAUCUGAUGGUGUGCGCGAUGUGCAAACGUCGACUUGCGCGCAAUCACAUUUAUUAUUUGGGCUCGGAAUCGAAUGAGUUGCAGAACGCUCUUAAUUCCAUGAAUAUACCGGUGAAGCUCAACGAAAAGCCGGUGGUGUGCAAGCUUUGUCGUUAUUUUGCGACGCUUGUGUUCAAGAGCGGCGAGCACUUCUCCAAUAAUGCGCAAUCGUUUUUCAUGGACUAUAAAAAGAGAUUACUUCAUUUCCACAACGUGGAACCAAUGGAAGACUGCGAAACAACAGAACCAAUUCUAGCGCCCAUGAAAUCCCAGGAUAAAUCCGACACAUCCACGAAGAAGCGCAAACGGCGACAUAAUCACGAUCCACCUGUGUUGGAACCGCAGAUUGAUAUCCACAGCGAUGAACCCAAUGAUGCGGUGCCUUCUUCAGAGUCCAGACCAGACAGUCCGAGUGAUUAUACUGUUGACUACAGAAAUCUUAUACCUAGCAUUGCGAUUGAGUGUCUUAACGAUGUUGAGAUUACUAAGAAACAAUCGCAGUCUUCCACGUUGUCCAUUCGCCGUAUUUCCAAAGCGGAGGCUCAGGAGAAGAAGCGAAUGCGCAGUGAUAUUGCAGUGCAAAGAUUAGGUUCGAAUCCGUCGAUUUCCAUUAGGCAAAUGUUCCCCGGAGAGGAGGAUGUGCCGCUGAAUGGCAGCAUUGAUUUCAAUAACGUAAAGGAGCGCACGCCAGAGGGUUGGGAGAAGUGCACCAGUACGAUUCAGUACGAUCCUGACACAAGGGCGCUCUGGCAAGAACUGCAGAAGCCGUAUGGCAAUCAGAGCAGCUUUCUGCGACACUUGGUUUUGUUGGAGAAGUACUUCCGCAAUGGCGACUUGGUCCUAUCACCGAGGGCAAGUAAUUUAUCAGUUAGCUACACAGAGUCUGUUCAAAAUCGUCUACGCGCGUACGAUAACAUAUCUAGCACGGCCGGUUCCGUGCAGCCUUUGACUAUGCUGCCUUUCAACAAUCCCAAAAUGUCUUUUAACACGCCAGGCGAUCAUGGUACGUCGAAGCAGGCGGACAGAACCUUGGAGAAAAUCGACAAAUUGCAGACGACGAUUAUACCCAUGGCGAUGUCCACUCCGAAUGCGGCUGUGGUUGUAAACAACGCGCAAUUGCCUAAGAAUAUUCCACUCACCCUUGCGCAGGCAAACUCGAUUGCAAGCGCGAGUGUAGUGCCUGCCCCGGCGAUUGUACUUCCGACUGCGCCGCCAGUACUACGGUCACAAAGUCCUGCAAUUCAACCAAUCAUGGCGACCCCGACGCCUCCACCACAACCACCUUCGGUAACUGCAACAGUUACUACAGUUCCUGCACCAAAGUCCAAACCGCCCGGACUUAUUUCACUGCAACAAGCGAGCAAAUUACCUGGAAACACAUCCAAUAAACCGCAAUCGCAAAAAAUCAAGUUUCCCAUCACCAAAAACUGGCGACCAAAGUUAAUCCCCAUUGAUCCCACGGUCAAACCAGAGAAGAAACCUGGUCUGGUACAAGUCAUUUCCGGCGGUAAACCUUAUCAUAUUACAAUGGAAGACUACAAAAAAAUGUGCGCCAUCAAACGCACCUAUGACUUACGACAGAAACGACUUCAAGAAACGAUGAAAUCUGGUUCUCCAGCUAAUCCAAACUCACUACUCAAGUCAACCGCGAACAAACUGAGAAACAGAAGUCCUAUCACUUCGGACCAGGAAGAAAACAACUCAAUGGACGGAAUGAAAUACGAAAAAUCCGAGUCCAAAGCAAUUACUAUCACGCCCACGCUGCCGCUAAGCGUCGACAAUAAAAUGCCGAUAAAUCUACCCAAGAUACCCAAGAGUCUCACCGUAAUCCCACAGACGGUGACCAUCUCGAACAAAACACGCUCGCGACCAAGCAGUCCGGGUCAAACCGCGAAGAGUGCGAAAACAAACUCUUGAUUCGCGCUCGCGGGGACAACCAUCAACGUUAAAUUUGUUUUACGCUUUAUGGCAGCAAUCAAUUACGAGUGUGAAUGCGGUCGAGACGCGUAAUGAAUCCAAAAGUGCCUCAUUCAAGCGAACUUUUGUUAGACUUACAUUUACACUGAUUCGAAUGAACAAAUCGUGUCAGAUUGAUGUGAAACGCACCAAAAAUUUAUUUACACUCGAGAGAUAUAAAAGGACUAACGAUGACUGUUGACCAAUUCGCGAAAGGACUUGGACCUGACUCAUCAGAUUAUAUUUUUGACACAGAGAAGCAGUUUGUAUAUAUUGUAAUUAUAAUUAUUUACUUAUUUUCGAUUCUACAUCAUCAUAUUCUCCUGUUCUGAUUGGAUUCUGAUCAGCGGUGUGAAUAUUUUGCGAUUGUGGCGGUAACGGACACAAAUGUACAUAGCAAAUACUAGUAUCAAGAGUAAUAUGAGUGAAUCUUGAGGCGUUCAUGCUGUUAGAGAAUUAACAAUGCAUUAUCAUUACGAUUACGUGAUACAUUUAAUUUAUUUCAAUCAACCUAACACAUCGUUUUCGAAACGCAGCCUAAAAAUAUAUCGGCGUUGUGCUACUGACCAUUACAAUAAUGACUGAACUUCCAUGUAAUAUCAAAUCAGGCGGAUCAUAUAUAAUUGAUCGUACAUAAUAUCAAAGCUUCCUGCAACUGCAACUGCAAACCACAGGAAUACUACACUACGAUUCUUGCACAUUAUGUUUUAUUUAUAUUCGAAAUUAUUGCACAUUUGAUAGAAUAUUUUUGUAUUAAUACAACAAUUCAUUGAGAUAACCAUUGUUAAAGAAUGUUUAAUAAGUUAUGAAUCAUUUUGAUUAUAUUUGAUUUGAUUGAAUACCUGUUAACAUUGUACAUAACUAUGAACAAACAAUUCGACAAAUUCCUCUAGGAUUAGUAAUGAUAUGACGCGUCUUGUGGAAGCGCCGCGAGACAAAUACGAAAACACAAUAUGAGUGCAUGUAAAAUGUAUACGAAGUGUUUACUGUGCACCACCACUUACUAAUAGAAUGGGAAAGCGUUGAGAAAAAGCAAUUUUAAGGAUUAGGAAGCGAAAACAGUGAGAAGAUAAGGGUGAUCUAGACUAGAGUUAACUUUUUGUUAAGAGGGAAACAUAGAAAAGGCUGAUUAGUAACGAGAAAGUGAAGAAAUUGACGCAGUGAGGGAAAAUGUUAUUGUUAUUGCUUAUCUGUUUGAAAAUUUACCCAACAGAAGAAAAUACGCCGAAAUACCACCGUGGCAUUGUUACAUAUUUACUUGGUACUACUUGCAUUAGUUAUUUUUGCGUGGAGAGAUCACUGACGUAGACUUUUUUUUAGACGAAUUGAUUUAGGUUUCGUUUCAGUUUAUGUUUAUUUGACGGUAUUGUAAAGGCAAUGCGUUCGCUAUCCUGUAGUAUGUUAAGUUCUCUUUUUUCACCUCACACAUACACUACUUCUUAUCAUUUACGGUUUAAAAUAACGAUCAGUAAUCGAUUUUAUUUGUAUUAUGUACAUAUUCGUGUAUUUUAAGUGUUAGGAAGGACUACAUUAUUAUGGGCUCGUUCUUUACAACAAAAUGCAAAAAAAUAAAUGAUUUUUUCAUAACAA